This is a messenger RNA of Physeter macrocephalus (sperm whale), 1383 nucleotides long. RefSeq names its product motile sperm domain containing 1 (gene MOSPD1). Gene Ontology annotation, cellular component: cytoplasm. The record is from RefSeq and is a predicted model, not a curated record. Lineage: Eukaryota; Metazoa; Chordata; Mammalia; Artiodactyla; Physeteridae. The coding region runs from base 208 to 849 and encodes 213 amino acids. The transcript has 6 exons.
GCAUUUGAGUCCUCCGGUAUCCCAGCAGGCAGUGCAGCCUAGAGAUGCUGACAAAGGACUGGAGGGAGCAGUCGCAGCUGCUUUCCGAGGAACCGGUGUUGCCGAGAUUGCCAAAAUGCUUUGGAGUUUUUAACUGAUUUUAAGAAAAGCCCCAAAUAGAUUUGAGACUGUAAAAACUGAAGCCGCAGCAAGGGGGAUUCAGUGCCAAUGCAUCAACAAAAAAGACAGCCAGAGUUAGUGGAAGGAAAUCUUCCUGUCUUUGUGUUUCCCACAGAGCUGAUAUUUUACGCAGAUGACCAGUCAACGCAUAAGCAAGUCUUGACGCUGUAUAAUCCCUAUGAGUUUGCCUUAAAGUUCAAAGUUUUGUGUACGACUCCAAAUAAGUAUGUUGUCGCCGACGCUGCAGGUGCAGUAAAGCCUCAGUGUUGUGUGGAUAUUGUGAUUCGUCAUAGAGACGUUCGAUCCUGUCACUAUGGUGUAAUAGACAAAUUCCGUCUCCAAGUUUCCGAGCAAAGCCAGAGGAAGGCUUUAGGAAGGAAAGAGGUCGUGGCUACUCUUCUCCCGUCGGCAAAAGAACAGCAAAAGGAAGAAGAGGAAAAAAGAAUAAAGGAACAUUUAACUGAAAGUUUAUUUUUUGAGCAGUCAUUUCAACCAGAAAACAGAACUGUCUCCUCAGGACCUAGUUUACUAACUGUCUUCCUGGGAGUGGUGUGUAUUGCAGCUCUGAUGCUUCCCACGCUGGGGGAUGUGGAAUCGCUGGUGCCUCUCUACCUCCACUUAAGUGUCAAUCAAAAAUUAGUGGCUGCUUAUAUCUUAGGUCUUAUCACAAUGGCUAUACUUAGAACAUGAGCAAGGAAUUCACUUGACUUCUGAAGUAAAUUUAUCUUGAAAAUAUGAAUGUGGACUGCCUUUUAUCUCUAUUUCACCCCAUUAACAUGCUACAAACUAUUGAUUGAUUUACAAUCACUGCAAAUGUAUAAUAUAUAUUUUAAAUUGCUCUAUAAUUUUAUUCCAAGGACUCCAGCACAUUAUGUUACAGACAGCAAGGAAGCUUCUGAGUGACACUUAGGAAAUUUUUUGAAGAAAUUCUUUUUAUAUCUAAGCCGACCGUGCAAAAGACUUUAAUUAAGACAUUUGUUAUUUUCUCAUCUUUUUUCUAAUUCACUUUGAUUGUUGAGAUCAUGUAUCCUUCAAAGUUAAAGGCCUAAAAGAGCAAACUGACCAGCCUGAAAAUGAAAUUACAUUUAUUUCCUAGCUACGAACAUCAAUGUUACUAUAUAAAUUAUGCCUUGUCCUCUAUCAUCAUAUACAGUCGCCAUGGUGUUUCUAAAAUAAGGGUUUACAGUUAAUGUGUAGAAGGUAAAACAAUGAAAAAGCAUAAAG